AUGCUCCUCCCAGCCAAGUUCCGCCUCACGCACCCGGACGGCACCACGACCAUCCGCCGCGCCACCCUCGACUCGCGCACGACCUACCCCGCCCUCGUCAGCCUCGUGCGCGACCGCUUCCAGCUCGUGCCCGCCCACCAGGUCGAGCUCCUGUACAAGGACGACGACGGUGACGACAUCACUUUUACGACCGACGUCGAGCUGCGCGAGUACCUCGACACGGCUACGACGGGCAGCUUCGUCCUUCGCCUCCACACGCACAAGCCCGACGCCGCAACCUCGACGACGACUUACCACGACGACACGGCCGACGUCGAGGACUGGGAGUUCGAGGACGGCGAGGGGGCCCUCGCGUCCGACGGCCACCACGACUCGGCUCCAACGCCUGCCCUCAUCGAUACAGUGGCCGCCGACGCCGCCGACGCCGCCGACCCGGACGAGACGCCUCUCACGCCUGCUCCCGCCUCGGCCACCAUCGCUCAGCGCACCCAGGCCCUCAUCGACGCCGAGUUCCCGACCUCGUCGUCGGCCGCAGCCGCCGACCCGAUCGACGAGCCGCUCCCGCAGGCGCACGCCGACGGCCCUACCCCCGACAUGCCCUUCACCAACCUCCCGGCCUCGCUCGCGUCGCUCCUGUCGGGCCUCCCCUCGCACGCCGGCGCCCUCGGCACGCACGUCUCGACCCUUCUCGCGUCGCCGCAGAGCGCCCUCGGCCGCCUGUCGGUCCUCGCGUCCGACCCCAUGGGCGCCGGCGUCUCGUCGCUCGACCUGUCCGACCUCGGCCGCUCGGUCGCCCAGCUGAGCGCCCACCUGUCGGACGCGGCGCGCGAGGUCGUCGAGGGCGUCCGCAAGGAGGCCGACUCGGUGCGCACCGAGUUUGAGCAGCUGCGCGCCGAGGUCGCGCGCGAGAAGAGCCGGUUCGAGGACGAGGUCCGCCACGCCAUGGAGCAGGCCAAGCAGACGCCGUCGCCCUUUGCGCCGCGCCCGGCGGCGGCGGCGGCGGCGGCGAGCUCGCGCGAGACGACGACCGACGAGUACGAGAUGGGUCCGACGACGAGCGGGCAGCAGCAGGAGCAGGACGAGGACGUCGAGUCGUCGGACGAGGGCGAGCCCGAGGAGCCCUACGCUCAGCGCGCGGCCUCGUCCCCUGCGGCGCGCGCUCCGCCGACGCCCGCCGAGCGCCUCGCCAAGGAGCAGCGCCGCAAGGCGCGCGAGCAGCGCCGGCAGGACAAGGAGCGUCGUCGCGAGGCGCGCAAGGCCGACAAGGCGGCGACGCGCAACGCGGCCAAGGCGGGCUUCGUCACGGCGCACGAGCUCCUGCGCAACCAGGAGCAGGCGCAGGCGGGCGGCAUGGCGUCGUCGCCUCUCGAGGCCGACGGCGGCUCGAGCCGCAUGCCCGGCUCGCUCCCGGGCUCGCACCAGGCGCCCUCGCCGCCCUCGACGUCGUCGCCGCCGUCACCGCGCUUCGUCCCGGCGUCGCAGCUCCUGUCGUCGGCUCCUCCCGGCGCGUGGACCGCCCCGACCGUGCAGCACGCCGACGACGGCCGCCCGGUCCUCCUCACCAACCUCCUCCUCGCGUGCGAGGAGCUCGGCAUGGACGUCCAGGGCCACCCGCAGCUGCGCACCCUCCUCACCGACAUCUGGUGCGACUCGAACGGCCGCGGCCUGUCGCGCAUGAUCGAGCGCGCGCUCGACGAGCUCGCCGACCGCGACUAGAGUCGGGCGGUCCGGUCCCCCUCCUCCUCGCCUC
Messenger RNA from Rhodotorula graminis WP1, 1750 nucleotides. RefSeq lists its product as uncharacterized. Lineage: Eukaryota; Fungi; Basidiomycota; Microbotryomycetes; Sporidiobolales; Sporidiobolaceae. Gene Ontology annotation, molecular function: protein binding. The coding region runs from base 1 to 1716 and encodes 571 amino acids. The record is from RefSeq and is a predicted model, not a curated record. The transcript is spliced from 2 exons.